AUGAAAGACCAAAACGUCAGCAUAAAAGACAGACACAGGGAACGUGGCAAUAAAGAUCAGCAAACAUACGUACAAGUGCCAUCUACAAUCAAAGCAAAUAAGGACAAGGUGAUGAUCCUCCACCCAGAAUUCAUAAGAUACGUCUAUGAUAAUUGGGCAGAAGGGCAUGGCAGAUAUCCAUCCACUGGUUUCUUAACACUGAUAUUUGCUCUUCACAUCUGUGAUGAGGUGAAUGUAUUUGGGUUUGGAGCUACGAGUGAUGGAAACUGGCAUCAUUAUUUUGAUAAAACAUUGACUUCAUAUGAGAUCGGCAUUCAUGGUGGAAAAUUUGAAAAUGAAACAAUUAAUCAAUUAAUCGGCUCCUGGAUUAUAGAGGAGGGAGUGUCAGGCUUUACAGGGAUUCAAAGGAAUCAGAAUAGAGCCCCAGGAUGACAGGAAAUAUUUGAUUGUGGGUUUCAGCAUGAAUAAGAGUCCAUACUGUUUACACAAAAAGAAAAGGCCUUUCAGGAAAGUGUUAGCAUAUCCUAAAUCUUUCAGCAAUACCAUCCUCAAUAUUGCUUAAUGAAAGAAAAGAAUAAAUAAAUAAAUUCAUAGACUGAAUUUAAUAUUAUUUUUGGAGGAAUCAUUUUUUCUCACUUUUUUUUUUUAAAGAGGGCUUUUAUUUUUGCAUGUUUUCACAACUAAUAAUAGUUUUUUAUCUUGAAUAAGAUUUUCUUCACAAUGAUAAAUAAAUUAAUAAUGCAUGGAUAACUCUUUCUCUUACAGGUGAAUGCAUUUGGGUUUGGAGCUACGAGUGAUGGUAACUGGCAUCAUUAUUUUGAUAAAACAUUGAUUUCAUAUGAGAUCGGCAUUCAUGGUGGAAAAUUUGAAAAUGAAACAAUUAAUCAGCUCCAACAGGAAAA
Messenger RNA from Onychostoma macrolepis, 902 nucleotides. Its product is annotated as CMP-N-acetylneuraminate-beta-galactosamide-alpha-2,3-sialyltransferase 1-like. Gene Ontology annotation, molecular function: beta-galactoside (CMP) alpha-2,3-sialyltransferase activity. The coding region runs from base 1 to 432 and encodes 143 amino acids. The transcript has 4 exons. NCBI's taxonomy places the organism in Eukaryota, Metazoa, Chordata, Actinopteri, Cypriniformes, Cyprinidae. The record is from RefSeq and is a predicted model, not a curated record.